AUGAUGGAGCCUCCGCGGAGCCUGAACAGUCCAGAUUUGGAGAUUAAUAGUCUGCAAUUGGACAACCACCGAGAGUCAGAGUCUGCAGACAGCGACAUCGGAGAUGUGGACAAGCUUCCAGUUCCUCAGCACAUACACAUCAGUAACAUCACAUGCGAUUCCUUCAAGAUCAGCUGGAACAUGGACAGCAGAGGCCAAGAUCGGAUCACACAUUACUUCAUUGACUUGAACAAGAAGGAAGACAAGAGCUCCAACAAGUUCAAACACAUGGAUGUACCAACCAAGCUGGUUGCCAAGGUGGUUCCUCUGCCAAUGACAGUGAGAGGUCAUUGGUUCCUCAGUCCCCGAACAGAAUACACUGUGGCCGUUCAGACAGCUACCAAACAGCAAGAUGGGGAAUACGCUGUUUCUGCAUGGAGCGAGAUCAUUGAGUUCUGCACAGCAGAUUACUCCACCAUCCAGCUUAGGCAGCUUCUGCAGAAAGCUGAAGCUAUUGCUGGCAGGAUGUUACCUUUCACAGUUUUCUACAGAAACCAGCAGAGAGAAUACUUUCAGCCAAACAGCCAAUAUUACAGUUCCAGAGAUGUUCAGUGCUGCCGCAUGCUCCCAUCAGUGAAAGACAACAGCGGCAGCCAUGGGUCACCCAUAAGUGGUAAACUGGAGGGCAUCUUCUUUAGCUGCAACACCGAGUUUAACACCGGACGACCUCCACAAGAUUCUCCAUACGGGCCAUACCGCUUCCAGGUACUUCUGACAAGCUGA
Messenger RNA from Cyprinodon variegatus (sheepshead minnow), 762 nucleotides. RefSeq names its product phytanoyl-CoA hydroxylase-interacting protein-like. The transcript is spliced from 5 exons. Lineage: Eukaryota; Metazoa; Chordata; Actinopteri; Cyprinodontiformes; Cyprinodontidae. Gene Ontology annotation, molecular function: protein binding. Bases 1 to 762 code for a protein of 253 amino acids. Gene Ontology annotation, cellular component: cytoplasm. The record is from RefSeq and is a predicted model, not a curated record.